AUGGCUUCAACCCAAAAUGUAUCGCGCCCCAAGCGCCCACUUCGGCCUGAUCAUCAAGCUCGAUUAACCAAACCCUUCCGCUCUCCACUCAAAUCAUCUGCAUCUCGUACAGAAACCGUCCAACACCCCACUGCACAAGAUCCAUCGAAGGCAAGUCUUAACUCGAGCAGUGCAGUGAUUGAGGCGCACUCUACCACCGUUACUGCUGCUGAUGGCGUCACCCACGAUGCCGGUGCAUUGUACAAACAGUACAAACAACUGAGUACGCAACUCACGCAGAUGCGACUGUCCCUUGACACCGCCCAGCAAGCUGUGAACAUUCUCCAGAAUGGCCAAGCCACCUCUAUCCAGGCCUUGAUUGCUAAAUGGAAAGGCGUUGUCCGUGAUGCGGCUGAGGAGCUCUUUGACGAUGCGAAAGAGCGUGUAGAUCGGCAAGGCGGCUUGACUCGUCUGCACAGACAUCAUUUUGACGACUUCAGCGUUGAAGAGAGAGGCCUCAGCGCUGAACAGAAAGAUAUCCUGCGUAAGCAGCAGGGUGAAGCGCACGCAGAAGCCCUUAAGUACGGCCUUCUGGACAGUAUUGAAGCUUCUGAUGACCAGCCCGAAGACCAGUCCUUCACGAUGGCCACAAUGCUCCGUCAGAUGGAUGUGGACCCAGCUCUCGUUGGUUACGACGAGAAGGAGUUACGCUGGAUAACGUGA
Molecule: messenger RNA, 702 nt
Organism: Cyphellophora europaea CBS 101466
Lineage: Eukaryota; Fungi; Ascomycota; Eurotiomycetes; Chaetothyriales; Cyphellophoraceae
Exons: 2
Coding region: 1-702 (233 amino acids)
Biological process (GO): DNA recombination
Source: RefSeq, a predicted model, not a curated record